Magallana angulata is the source of this 3876-nucleotide messenger RNA. RefSeq names its product alpha-2C adrenergic receptor-like. The record is from RefSeq and is a predicted model, not a curated record. The transcript has a single exon. Gene Ontology annotation, biological process: G protein-coupled receptor signaling pathway. The coding region runs from base 1426 to 2622 and encodes 398 amino acids. NCBI's taxonomy places the organism in Eukaryota, Metazoa, Mollusca, Bivalvia, Ostreida, Ostreidae. Gene Ontology annotation, cellular component: membrane. Gene Ontology annotation, molecular function: G protein-coupled receptor activity.
GUUAUGUAUUUUUUCUGCAAUGUUGCCAUCUUCAUAUCCUGCAUGAUUCACCAAAGAAAGCAUUUUAUUGUUUACAUGUAAGUGACAAACGCUAAAAUCUAUUUAUGUUCAAAACGAACUAGCAGAUAGAAAAAUUCGCUUGAAACAAGAAUAUUUACCGGUAUAUUAACCAAUGUACGCAAAAUCAUGACACGAGCCUUGUUCACAGAACAAUGAAUUGCGAGCUCUGUAUCUUGCUUAUAACUGACUGGCACUCAAAUUUAGGUUAUCAUUUGAAAAAACUGAAAACAAUAAAAAACGAGAGAAAAAAAAUGUCAAAAUCGUCACCAAAUGCAUGCCCCUUUAGUGAAUCUGCAGAAAAUUUAUCUUUAGAAAAAUGAGAAGAUUGUUGCAUACCAACUAUUCAAAAUCUGUUUUUAAAAAAAUACGCUAACUGAAAAUUUUACAGCAUUUUUAAUUCAAUACAAGACUUAUAUUGAGGAGUUUUAAAAACAACCUUUUUAAAAUUACUGAUGCAGUAAUGACGCAUGCAUCAGAUAGAAGGCUUAGUACACCAACGUUAAUUAUAGCUUUACUCUUGAGGGAAUGGGGGGGGGGGGUGACAAAUAUAUGACCAAUAUGCCCGUGUGAGUAACAACAAUUCAUUCCGGUAGUUUGUUGUUUUUAGUUUUUUUGAAUAAUUUAAUAUGUCGCCAAUAUUACUUGAUUUUACUGGGCAGGCUGGCCACGAGUGAACUCAGGGUCAUGACUUAGUGACAAUGAAUUACUUCAGCUAUAGGGUAUGUCAGAUAGGUUACACAUAUCUUGCUAUCAUACAUGUACAAAGUUGUCGCUCUUUACCUGAGAAACAGAUAAUUUUGAUUAAUAAUUUUUUUAAUACAAAUCAUAUUUAUGGCCAAAAAAUGCAUUAAUGAAAUUACACACAACACUACUGUUUUUAAACAAAAUUCAAAAACAACAACGAUGAAAUGAAUAAACGAUUUAUAAAUAGCUGGUGAUAUCAAUUGUUUACACAUCAGUUGUAUCACCGGAAACAAGUGCAAGUAUGCCCUUCCCGCCAAAGUUAUCUCUAAAAAUAUUGAUUCAACUCUUAAAUUUUAACAAAUUGUUGUAAAUGUUAUUGCUGAAAAUCCAAUUUACUUAUAAAUACAGUUUAAACUCCCGAAAAUACAUCUUAUUUCAUUGAUUACGAAAUGGAUGAGUAGACUUGUGCGUGAGUUGAGACAGGUGGUAAAGAGAAAGUCAGUUCGUCACCCGGAACAGCGCGUCAACAUCACCAAUAAAUUAAAAGUGAAAGACCAAAAUGUGACCCUAUCACAUGUGGUCUCUCAUAUGUACUAUAUAUAAUGAAUCGAUAAAACUUAUUAUACAUUUACAAUAUUAUUUUUUGAUAUAAUUCUGAGCGAUAUUUUCAAGAGAAAUACGAUGGUUUUAGAUGAGCCUAACACUCCCAUCAGGGCAGACUAUGAAUACACUCUGUUUGUUGUUAUGAUGACGUCAUUUGCCGUGUGUGGUGCGGUGGGGAACAUUCUUAUUAUCGCAAUUUAUUUUGUCAAUACCCAGGCUUUCGCGGUCCGUAAGUACAUUUUAACUCUGUCUGUUGUGGACUUGAUCAUUUGUGUCAUACUCAUUCCUUAUACAAUUUUGUUUGAGUUCAAUCUGGUCAGCGAUGACGUCAGUUGCCAUGGAAUGGAGGUGAUACGUCAUUCAUUGGUCAUAUUUUCGAAUUCAAUUUUACUUUUGAUCGCUGGAGAACGCUUACUGAUGGUAUGGAAACCAAUGGAGAGAAAAGUAAACGAGAAGAUAAAAACUGGGCUUAUUCUAGCCCUGUUGUUGGUCUCCGUCAUUUCCUCCAUUCCAGCAGCCAUGAUAUUUGAGGUAAAAUCACACAGCCACAGGGAGUCCGCCGAAAAUGCAAAAAAUACGAAAAACAGCACCAUUGAAAUGGUGAAUGAAACCGCCACCCCAGAGUACUGUCGAUACACGUCGUCCAUUCUAGGGAAGACCGGAAGUGGAAUAUACCGAGACUUCCUCUCAUUCCUGUUUUCAGCGGAACUCCUGCUGCUAGUUGUAUCGUAUAUAAUUGUGUAUGUCUUACUUUAUACCCAUAAAAAGCGACUCAGGCACUCAAUGUCCUUCAAUGGUGGUCACCCAAAGAGCAGUAUUACCAAGCGUGAGAAAGAGAAUAAUCCGUCUCCAUCAGAAAACAUUCCCAUGCGAGGCACACGAACAGAGUCCCGUUCCACACCAGAAAAUGACGCAGGAUCUACAACAGUUCAGAAAUUUUCGACGGCGUCACAUGGAAGUGGAAUGGAUGAAACUAGAAGGAGAGGGGGAGGCAGAAACUUGAGGAGACAGAACGGAGCCCCCAGGACGCAUGUUAGUAGAAAGACUUGGACCAUGCUGUUUGUCUGUACGUCUAUCUACGUCAUCUGUUGGAUCCCAUUCUUCCUUGCAGUGUUUAACGUGUGUGAUUUCCUGAUAUUCCGAUAUUUUUUCUUUCUCGGACACGCGACAAAUCCUAUAGUUUACAGCAUCGUGAACGACAAGGCCAGGAACGCCAUCAAAAGCUUACCUACAAAGAUCGCCCGGGCAUGUAACAAUUGUUUCACCAGAAACUAAAUGAGAAAACUUUCACAUUUACUCUAAAAUUUGAUAUUCCAUCUCUGAGGAAUUUUACUACCAUCUUUGUCAAUUCAAUUGCAUGUUGUUUUUUUGUUUUUGUUUUUUUUGUGUGUAAACCUAAUGUCAAAUAUAUGUAUACAUAUAUCAUAAAUAUUUGUCGGUUUUAAUAAUUGUUUUAAAAAAUUCCUUUGGGGGGGGGGGGGGGGGUAAUGUGGCCAAGUUGUCCAUUUCAAACAUGCAAAUGCGUUGAUUAACAACAUUGUGAGGGAAAAGAUAAUUUGUGAAUAAUAAUAAUAUAAUAUUGAAUGAAAAGAUACAUACAAAAUGUAACAAAUCUUCCAGUAAAAUGAAGAACCGGUACAGUUUUAAAACAAUUUAAAAAUAAGAUAUCCCAAAUGGUAUUUCAAUAUGGUCAUAUUCACUUCCAACGUUUUCCUAGUUUUUCACGCAGUUAGUACAAAUGGCUCCUCGUAUAUUGAUAGAUAUAUUUGUCUUGAUUUACCGGUAAAUCUCACAAACAGAACUGAUUUUAUCUAUCCGCAUGCUCAAAAAUAAGGGACGUAAACUUCAGGCACGCAGCAUCAGUACAUACGCACCCCCCCCCCCAAUUUUAUCGCAGCAAGCAAUGAUAUUACUUACCUGUAUAUUUACAUAUAAAAACUGAAUAAAGAUGUACAUGUAGUUGCCCCAACCCCACAUUUUGGCUAGUACGAAAAUAUAAAGGUAGUAAAAUUAACAAAAAUAAUAUUGAAAUUUGAGUUAAUUUAAUGGUUACAAUUAUUCGUGGUAUUUGCGCGAAUCGCGUACCGUAUUUUUUACCUGUGUUUAUUCUAUUUAUAGAGUUAUUAUUCAGCGCAAAUUCCUUUUUUUUUUUUUAGAUUAUGUCUCUUAAAACUUAUUAAAAAUAUCUUUUGAACAUUUAUCUAGUUGUUUUCUAUUUUAUUACGAUAAUCAACAAAGUGAGACUAAUUUGUGAAAUUAUUUAUUUACUUAUUUUAAACUAAUUUUUACAAGUUUAUACGGAGUCUCGCUUCGCUGACGCCCUUGAGAGUGUUCAAGUGUGAAACGUGUGAGUGAUACCUUGCAUUAUUUACAGUAAGAGAGUUAUUUUCAUGUUUGAAAUAUCUAUUCAUUUGUAUUUUAUUAAAUUCACAGUAAUUUAAAUAUCCUUUAUGUGAGAAUAAUAAAAUUGUUUAAUAUACAGACAGCUUUUAUAAAAUGUAUUAGCAUUUUUGAGAUAACUUUGUUUGU